AUGAGCUCCAAAGUGUCCAAUUUCUUAUCUAGAGUAUCUCGUCAAGUGCAUAAAUUCUGGCAAAAUGUCACUUGUGGUCAUUUUUAUGUUAUCUCAAUUGUUGCCCCCAGAUUGUACCAAAAUGCCAAAUCAGACAUUCAGUUUACCUACUCUGCAUCUAGC
Molecule: messenger RNA, 162 nt
Organism: Candidula unifasciata
Lineage: Eukaryota; Metazoa; Mollusca; Gastropoda; Stylommatophora; Geomitridae
Source: the annotation of a GenBank genome assembly